Messenger RNA from Branchiostoma floridae (Florida lancelet), 1438 nucleotides. Its product is annotated as zinc finger protein 717-like. The transcript has 2 exons. Lineage: Eukaryota; Metazoa; Chordata; Leptocardii; Amphioxiformes; Branchiostomatidae. Gene Ontology annotation, molecular function: DNA-binding transcription factor activity, RNA polymerase II-specific; RNA polymerase II transcription regulatory region sequence-specific DNA binding. Gene Ontology annotation, biological process: regulation of transcription by RNA polymerase II. The record is from RefSeq and is a predicted model, not a curated record. Bases 121 to 1296 code for a protein of 391 amino acids. Gene Ontology annotation, cellular component: nucleus.
GUAUCCGCCAUAUUGCUUUGCUCGUUAGAAAAUUGAAUGUACACAAUCGUACAAUUGGGGACGCUUUGACGUCUUCGUCGGUCCCAAAGACGAAAACGAGCAACAGCAGCAGGUGGAGAUAUGGCAUCAGCUAGUUGUGGGUCUCCUACUGAAGUUUCUCAAGAGACAUUGACAGAUGAAGUCACAGGAAAGCCAAGAGCUGACAUGGGAAGCUGCAAGGACAAGUCCAACAUGAAGGGUGUGGCACAGCAUGCUGGGAAAGAACCUUACAUGUGUGGGGAGGGCAGAAACACUGGUGAGAAACCCUACAUGUGUGGGGAGGACAGGAACACUGGUGAGAAACCCUUUAUGUGUGGGGAGGACAGGAACACUGGUGAGAAGCCCUCCAUGUGUGGUGGAGGUAGAAACACUGGUGAAGAACCCUAUACUUGUGGGGAGGGCAGGAAAACUGGUGAGAAACGCUACAUGUGUGGGGAGGGCAGGAACACUGGUGAGAAACGCUACACGUGUGGGGAGGGCAGGAACACUGGUGAGAAACGCUACACGUGUGGGGAGGGCAAAAACACUGGUGAGAAACCCUACAUGUGUGGGGAGGGCAAAAACACUGGUGAGAAACCCUACAUGUGUGGGGAGGGCAAAAACACUGGUGAGAAACCCUACAUGUGUGGGGAGGGCAGGAACACUGGUGAGAAACGCUACACAUGUGGGAAGGGCAAAAACACUGGUGAGGAACCCUACAUGUGUCGGGCGCGCAGAAACACUUGUGAAGAACCUUACAUGUGCGCAGAGGGCAAAAACACUGGUGAGAAACCCUACAAGUGUGGUGAGGACAGAAACACUGGUGAGGAACCCUACAUGUAUGGGGAGAGCAGAAACACUGGUGAGGAACCCUACAUGUAUGGGGAGUGCAGAAACACUGGUGAGGAACCCUACAUGUGUGGGGAGGUCAGAAACACUGGUGAGGAACCCUACAUGUGUGGGGAGGUCAGAAACACUGGUGAGAGACCCUUUAUGUGUGGAAACACUGGUGAGGAACCCUACAUGUAUGGGGAGAAAUCCUACAUGAGUGGGGAAGGAGGAAACUCUGAGGAGGAACCUUACAUGUACGGUGGAUACAUGGCAGAGCUCAGCAGGGAUGUGACAUCCAUACAGGAGGAAAGAUGCAGGACAGUUACCAGUACGGAGAUGUUGCGUACCAGCAGUUUGACAUGCAGACUUACUCUGAUCUGCAGACAUCCCAGAAACCGUACAAAUGUCACCAGUGUAACUUCAGCUCAGCGUGGAAGAAAAGCCUGAUUGUCCACAUGGCAAAACACACCGGGGAGAAUCUCUACACGUGUGGGGAGUGCGACUACAAGACAGCUAACAAGUACCAUCUGUCCAGACACGUCAAAAUCCACACAGGGGAGAAACCAUACAAAUGUGACCAGUGCAAUUU